UCCUUUUGGAUUGCUGGUGUUCAGCUCAUGAGGUCUCUGUCCAGAAAGCGCCACAGACUAUUUAAACCAAGAAGGAAACUCAGUUUGCCUUCUCUCUGCCACAGGAGGGGUGCUGCAAUCAUUCUGGUGUGGGUCACAGAGCGGAGUGUUUGUUACAAAAUGUCUGUGUUAUGCUGUUACAGGCUGCAGGGGAGAAAGAUUGUGUUCAUCUCCUGGCUUUCCUGGCUGCUUUGGUGCAGUAUGAUGCUCUCUACUGCUUGGGGAUAUGUGAUUGUGAGCUCAGUCUCCUGGUCAGUUACCAACGAGGCAGAGGAGGACCUGGACAGCUCCUCCAACGAGGAGGCGCUGCCUUCACUCCUGGAAGAAACCACAAGCAUCUGGAAGCAAAGCUACCCAGCCUCUGUUUACAAAGAGGACAGCGAAAUGAGGGCCAGGUCAGGAGUUGCGAGGUCCAAGCAGAUCGUCUCUCCUUCCAGGAUGUUUUCCUAUAGGAGGGAAAAUGUCAAAGAGACUGGCAGCUUUCCUCAUCAGCAGCAAAUCAUCAGGACUGCCCGAUCUCUGGCUCAUACUAACAGCUGGGGCUUUCUGGCUACUGUAUCUACCCAGGAAAAGAUGAGGAAUCAAAGCAGAGCUUCAGUGACUUCCUCCGGGUCAUGUGACCCUAUCAAGGGUAUGCCCUUUGGAAACUGCUUACCCAUUAGUGAUGGACCCUUCAACAACAGCACUGGAAUUCCCUUCUUCUAUGUGACUCCAAAGGACAGCAUUGUUGCUGACUUGAUGAAAAAUCCAGCUGCCUCCCUGACCCUGCCAGAAACAGCAGGAGAUUUCUGCAGAAAAAAUAUCAUUGACUUGGAAGAUCUUCGAUGUGCCAGGUUAACUCUUACAGGACAGAUGGUUUAUGUGUCUUCAGAAGAAGUGGAAUUUGCUAAGCAAGCAGUGUUUUCUAGGCAUCCAGUGAUGAGGAAAUGGCCCCGUCAUUAUGAGUGGUUUUUCAUGAAAAUGAAUGUUGAAAAUGUAUGGCUGCAGAACUGGCAUGGAGGAGUCUCUGACAUUGCAACAGAAGAAUAUUUCAAAGCCGUUCCAAGUAAAGCUUGAAGAAGCCUUGAAACGGACCUCCAUCUUUGCUUUUAAAAAGGCAAUUGUUUAAAAUUAUGCCAGCCAGGCCACAAUUGGGCAAGCUCUUUUCAGAAAGGUUCCAAAAAGAAUAUGACCAGGAACCACUGGGGAAAAAGAGAGGUAAAGAUGGUCAUUUCCAGAUUGUGGAUUCUCACUGAUGUCAAAAGUCAUCUGGCUUUUGUUUAAUCACUUUAGGUGAUUUAGGUCCUUUAGGUCACUUUAGGUCCACUCUUUUGGAACUUCUUGGUGUGCCUCAAAAAGAUGACAAACAUAGUAUGUGUUGAAACAGUUGGUUUCUAUUCUGUAGGAAAACCAAUUACUCACAUGAGAACAAUGUGACUGCAUUAUAUUGUGAAAGUGCUUUUGUUUCUUGCUUUGCCAAAAGCAUCAUCCAAGUGUUCUAAGUUUGAUAUGAGUAUAAACAGUUUGAAUUAACAACAUAUAGCCAUAUGUGGAGAAAACCAUUGAAGGAUGGUUUUGGAUUACAAGCAUGUUACCAAAUCACCUGGUUAUUAUUUCCAGACCAAUUACAUGCCUUACCCCACCCCCACCCCACCCCAUAACAUAACCAACAGUGUGAUAACUUGCAGUUUUGUACUUAGCUUUAGUCUAAGUAAGCUGAUUAUGUAGAAUAAAUGAGGUGGUUUGUUAUAAUGAAGUUUGGGUAAAGAAUACCCAAUGUUUAUUACAUUUGUCUUUGCCAUUGUUCAGCUAAAACCAGAAGCAGUUCAGUGUAAGAGGGCAAAAACAGGAGUGGAAGGAAACUUUUCCUACCUAAUGUUCAUAUCAUCCCUAGCAAGAGAGAAAAGAAUAGGAGCUCAGAACUGGAAGGGAUUUCAGAGGGCCCUUACUGUGUAGAAAGCCCCUCUAUUAGUUUCCUAACAAGUGGUCAUCUGGUCUCCUUUUGAAGGGCUCCAGUGCUAGAAAUCCCACUACUUCUUGAGGCAGCUCAUUCCACUGUGGGACAGCUCCAAUUGUUAGAUAGCUUUUCCUUUAUGUGGAGCUAAAUUCGUCCUCUGAAACUUUCACCCAUUGUUUCUGGUUUUGUCCACUGGAACCAAGCAAAACACUUCUAAUUCCAAUUUCUCUAUCAUGUGAAGCUUCUUUAGCUCUUUGAAGACAGUUAUUACAUUCUUCUAAAAAAAUCCUCUUUUUUAAUGGCCUAAAUAGUUUCAGUUAUUUCCGUUCACAUAGAAUAAGAACAGAUGAGGUGGGGGGGGGGGGGGUGAAGCCCUACAUAAAUAGAAAAGAAUUAAACCAGGAAAAAGAGCAAAACAGCUGUUAAAGAGAAUUAUCGUUAAGAGCCAUAUUUGCUACAACCUUUCCUUCAAAAAUGUUUCUGAGACAUGAUUCCUAUUUUACUUUUAGCAUGUCUGUGGGAGCAUUUAUAAAGUCUGGCAAAAUUUCUCAAAAUUUACUGUACAAUAUGAACCAGACUAUUUGGCCUCAGAAAUAGUAAGACAAAAUUUCCCAGUUCAUUACUUUUUUCAUGCUUUGAUUUCUAAAUUCUAAAUUCUAAGUCUAAAGUACUAUUAAUAAGUUGCUCUGUUACAGUUUUUAGGACCCCAAAGUGGAAUCUUUGUUGCAUACAUAUGUGAGAUUAAAAUUGGAUAUUAGAUCAUAAAUCUACCCUACUUAACCUUUCCCUUAAUUUAUCUCCCAGACUAGUAAAUGGAAGAAGCUUCUGGUUUUCUAGA
Dromiciops gliroides (monito del monte) is the source of this 2813-nucleotide messenger RNA. It is a transcript of the gene CREG2, whose product is annotated as cellular repressor of E1A stimulated genes 2. The transcript has 5 exons. Lineage: Eukaryota; Metazoa; Chordata; Mammalia; Microbiotheria; Microbiotheriidae. The record is from RefSeq and is a predicted model, not a curated record. The coding region runs from base 28 to 1095 and encodes 355 amino acids.